AUGUUCUCUGGAGUGACGAAAGCCGCCAAGCGUCUCGUUGGAUACCAAGAUGGAGCGGUCCCCACCGUCUCUGUGGCGCAUUGGGUCAACAGCAAAAAACGAGACCCCAAGGAGGAGGCGAUCACCUAUGUCAAGGGUCUAUUCCCCAUUUUCGGAUGGAUUACUAGAUACAACUUCGGCUGGCUCUAUGGUGACUUUGUUGCCGGACUCACUGUGGGGAUCGUCGCCGUCCCUCAGAGUAUGUCCUACGCUCAGAUCGCCACACUGCCUCCUCAAUAUGGUCUGUACUCUUCAUUUGUCGGCACGUUGGUAUAUUCGCUCUUCGCAACAGCAAAGGAUGUAAACAUUGGGCCCGUGGCUGUCAUGUCGCUCACUGUCUCGCAGAUCAUUGCCUACGUCGAUAAAGCACAUCCGGGUGUGUGGGAAGGAACUCAGAUCGCAACAACCCUCGCGUUCAUAUGUGGUUUUAUCGUACUCGGCAUCGGUAUCUUGCGUCUGGGAUGGAUCGUCGAGUUUAUUCCGGCGCCCGCGGUUAGCGGAUAUAUGACAGGCUCCGCUAUCAAUAUCGUUGCGGGGCAGGUGCCUGGGUUGAUGGGUAUAACAGGCUUCAACACUCGCGCGGCAACCUAUGAAGUGAUCAUCAACACGCUCAAGUAUCUACCUCACACAAAACUAGAUGCUGCCUUUGGUCUGGUCGGCCUCGCCUCGCUCUACAUCAUUCGUAUCACUGCCGACCGUCUUAUGCGUCGAUUCCCGCAUAGGCAAAAAAUUUUCUUCUUCAUUUCUGUCUUCAGGAAUGCCUUCGUGAUCAUCAUCUUGACGAUCGCCUCAUGGCUCUACUGUCGGCAUCGAGAGACAAAGUCGGGCUCGUACCCUAUCAAGGUUUUGGGCACUGUCCCUCGCGGCUUCCAGCAUCUCGGUCCACCGCAUAUAGACAAAAACCUCAUCGUUGCUCUAGCCAGUCAGCUCCCGGUAGCCACAAUUAUUUUGGUCCUCGAGCACAUUGCCAUUUCAAGAUCUUUUGGCCGUGUAAACGGCUACAAGAUCAACCCCAACCAAGAGUUUGUCGCAAUUGGUGUCACCAACACCAUUGGCACGCUCUUCGGUGCAUAUCCUGCUACGGGUUCAUUCUCCCGAUCCGCCCUCUCCUCGAAAUCUGGAGUUCGUACACCGGCAGCUGGUCUUCUCUCCUCCGUUAUUGUCCUUGUCGCGCUGUACGGCCUCACACCGGCGUUCUACUGGAUUCCGAGCGCCGGCCUCUCUGCCGUCAUCAUUCACGCCGUCGCCGACCUUGUCGCAUCCCCACGGCAGGUGUACUCCUAUUGGUGUGUGUCUCCGAUCGAGUUCGUAAUUUGGUCUGCCGCGGUCCUUGUCACCGUCUUCUCUACAAUCGAAGAUGGUAUCUAUACCGCCAUCGCGACUUCCUUUGCUUUACUUCUGGUGCGGAUUGCUCGUCCCCGCGGCUACUUCCUUGGAAAGGUUGAGGUACGCACUAGCGCCAAGCCCGGCUCAGAAUCUCGCGAGGUCUAUGUUCCCCUCAAUCCGAAAGCAAAUCUCAUGAAUGAUACCAUGAAAGUUGUUCCUCCAGCGCCGGGCGUGUUGGUCUACCGCUUCGAGGAGAGUUUCAUUUACCCGAAUUCUUGGCUUCUCAACACCGUCAUCGUGGACUACGUGAAGGACAAUAUGAGACGUGGGAAGGAUUUCAGCACUAUCAAGAUGAGCGACCGUCCGUGGAACGAUCCUGGGCCCCGGCCCGGACAGGACGAAAACGCUGAGAAUCUGCGGAAACCGGUAUUGCAUGCAAUUGUUUUCGACUUUUCUGCAGUAUCUCAGAUAGAUACCACUGCGGUGCAGGCUCUGAUCGAUACCCGUGUAGAGGUUGAACGAUGGGCAGAUAGACCAGUCGAGUUCCACUUCGCGACUGUUCUAUCGCCAUGGGUCCGCCGUGCUCUGAUCGCCGGGGGCUUCGGUGUCGGUGUACCACCCUCGGGUGUUCCGGCCGAGAUCGCAGCGGUCGUCCCGUACCGCGAAGGUCAGACGCUCCCCGGGCUGAGAGGGCCGAUGACGGAUCUGGAGUCCACGCUCCCGGUCAACGAAGAGAGGCGAGACGUCAGGGAGCAGACCGGCCCAAUCGACCUCCCGGAUACGCCGUUCAUUCACUUUGACCUCGUCAGCGCCGUACACGCGGCCGAGGGCGGACUCACUAAGACAGACUCACGGUCCAGCAUGUCCAAAGCAGCGGAUCUGUUCUCGGAAUGA
Messenger RNA from Fibroporia radiculosa, 2259 nucleotides. RefSeq lists its product as uncharacterized. Gene Ontology annotation, molecular function: sulfate transmembrane transporter activity. The transcript has 10 exons. NCBI's taxonomy places the organism in Eukaryota, Fungi, Basidiomycota, Agaricomycetes, Polyporales, Fibroporiaceae. Gene Ontology annotation, cellular component: membrane. Gene Ontology annotation, biological process: transmembrane transport. Bases 1 to 2259 code for a protein of 752 amino acids. The record is from RefSeq and is a predicted model, not a curated record.